Prorocentrum cordatum is the source of this 689-nucleotide messenger RNA. Lineage: Eukaryota; Dinophyceae; Prorocentrales; Prorocentraceae. The record is from the annotation of a GenBank genome assembly.
UGGCUCGCGCGACGCUGCUGUUAGACCGUACCAAGUCCUCCGGCAGCACCAACAUGCCAGUGUUCUUCCGACGCGCGCUGAGUCAGCCCCGCGAUAGUGUCGUGCAUGGAGCUGCAGAUGUCCCUGACGCCCCGCUUCUUGAAGGAGAGGAAGUGGCUGAGGCUGGCGGAUUCAUGGCGGCGUCGGCUCACAAUGGAAGUUCUCUGCGCGGGGGCUUCGGCGGAAUCUGCACCAGCUAUUCGCAGUGCGGGGGCCAGCAUUGGACAGGCUGCACCCGCUGCCCUGGAGACCAAGUCUGUGAGGCCAACGGCUUGGACCCUUGGACGAAAGUCUGCGUAGAUCGUCAAGCCCUGGAGCUCAACAUCAAGAGUGAAGGCGAUAUUUGCACAGCCCAUUCGCAGUGUGGGGGCCAGAACUGGACUGGUUGCUCUGAGUGUCCUGGAGACCAAGUUUGCGAGUCGAACGGCAUAGAUCCGUGGACCAAGGUGUGCGUGGAUCCUUACACCAAGGAGCUCACCAGCAUGGGACCCGGCAGCGUUUGUACAAUAUGCUCUCAGUGUGGAGGCCAGCAAUGGACAGGUUGCACCGAAUGCCCUGGAGGCCAGCGUUGUGUUCUCAAGGACGCCACUCAUGACCCUUGGACGAAGGUCUGCGUGGACGACCCUUUAACGCUGUCCUGCUACAGAUGA